GCUCGUGGUGACAUCCAGCACAGAGCGAGGGAAGAAGACACUUUAUCACCUGAGUGUGUGGACCGUUUCCACGCUGUGUAAAAGCACCUGCGUGGUUUUAUUCUGGCAGUUUGUGGUCAGUUUGGGUGUCAUCUGUCUCACCUGUGUGCAGCAGGUAUCAUUUGGUGUUUUAUCCGGGGAGGAGACAGGUGUUAUCCACAGCAGCACACUGUGGAUGAAGACUCCCUCCUCGGUUUCUUCAUGGCAGAAAGACUCGGUGAUGUGUGCUUAGCAUGGCUGCGGCUCCUGCACCGACCACCCAGGGACCGGUAUGGCUUUUAGCCGCAUCCGCAAACUGGACCCCCCGUCCCGAGGCAUCUUCAGGAAAGCGGCGGUCAUGCUGUGCUCCCUCCUCACCUCUGUCCUGCUGCUGCACUGCCUCACCGACCGCUGCAGCACCUCCUCGCCGGUCAAAGCGACCUCCGGCCGGCUCCUCGAGGACCUGAGGUCGCUGCGGACGAAGCGGCUGGCGUACGAAUGGACCGCCGGCUCGGAGCUGAUGGGCUACGGGGCCGCCAGGCGCUCCUCGCGGGUCCUCGCGGAUGAGCGCGCGGGGCACCUCUUGGAGGAGGCUUUCAUCUUGCCGCCUCCGGAUCUAGUCGCGUCCAGGAAAGUGUCGCCGAGGUUCGCAGGUAAAGUGAGUCCGCUCGGGGAGGGGAGCAAGAAGCUGCCCCAGGCGCUCAUCAUCGGGGUGAAGAAAGGAGGCACCCGGGCUCUGCUGGAGUUUCUCCGGGUGCAUCCGGACAUCAGAGCCGUGGGAGCGGAGCCGCACUUCUUCGACCGCAACUAUGAGAACGGGCUGGAGUGGUACAGGGAGCUGAUGCCCAAAACCCUGGAGGGCCAGAUCACCAUGGAGAAAACCCCCAGCUACUUUGUGACCCGAGAGGCUCCAGCCAGGAUAUCCGCCAUGUCCCGGGACACCAAGCUGAUCGUGGUGGUGAGGGACCCCGUCACCAGGGCUAUCUCGGACUACACGCAGACGCUGUCCAAGAAGCCCGACAUUCCCACUUUCGAGAGCCUCACCUUCAAAAACAGGACUACGGGACUCAUCGACACCUCGUGGAGCGCCAUCCAGAUCGGCAUCUACGCCAAGCAUCUGGACAACUGGCUGCAGUACUUCCCCAUGGAGCAGAUCCUGUUUGUGAGCGGCGAGCGUCUGAUCAGCGACCCGGCCGGAGAGCUGGGCCGCGUGCAGGACUUCCUGGGACUCAAGAGGAUCAUCACGGACAAACACUUUUACUUCAACCAGACCAAGGGUUUCCCGUGCCUCAAGAAGGCGGAGGGCAGCAGCAAGCCCCACUGCCUGGGUAAAACCAAAGGGCGGACCCAUCCGAACAUUGACCCUGAGGUGGUGCAGAGGCUACGGGACUUCUACAGGCCCUUCAACAUGAAGUUCUACCAGAUGACAGGGAGGUUCUUUGGCUGGGAUGACUGAAUGUGUUUUUCUCUGAGGACUGUCAGAAAUACUGCAGCGGAGUAUUAAGACCACUGAUUGGGGGAAAAUGAGAAUGAAGUCGUAAUAUUUCAACAAUCAUAAUGUCACAAGAAAAGUCUAAAGGAAUGAAUGCAAAACAUUUACAAAAAAUAUUCUGUGAAUAACUUAGCAAAAAUAAAGGAAAGCAAAAAUAUUUAGAGUAUUUAAGAGUCGGGCAAUAAAACAUGUACAUCUAAUCUGAUGUAAUCUAGCCUAUGUAAUAGAAAAGUGUAAUUGUUAUAUAGAAACAUAACCACAUAGAAAAAAACUAACUAAUCUCAUAACAUCAUAAUUUAUUCACAAAAAUACUUCAUACUUUUAAUUUUUUUUGUAACAUUGAGAUUUUAUUCUGGUCAAAUUAUUACAUAUAAUUUAUUUUGUUUUUUGUUUUUGUUUUAACUUUACACCAUAGCUCUAAUAUAUAAUAUAUAAAUACAUAUAUUAAAUAAAUAUAAUAUAUUUGAGACAGGGAUGCACCGAUUGUCAAUUUCUGGGUAGAUACAGAUACCAGUGUUUAAAAUAACAAUUUGGCCGAUAGUGAUGUUUUUUUGUUCAUUUUGGGGUUCUUUUGUUGUGUAUUCUCCUUUUUAUGCCAGAAAAGAAGAAAUCUUAAUUAAAAAAUAUAUAGAUAUUAUUAUUAUUAUUAUCAUUAUUAUUAUUAUUAUUAUUCCCUCUCUAAUAUCUAUUUCUUAACAAAUUUCUCCUCCAAACAACUGUAUUUUUUCAAUUUUCAUUCCAAAAGCUAAAUUUUACAAAAUUACAUUUGACAUGAUUUGAACACAUCAUGAUAACGUUAUAAUGCACUAACACUUAGCUAACAGCUAACGUUAGCUAAUUGUGUAACAUAAGGGCACGGUCAGAAAGUGAAUCCAUGCAAGUAACUGUUGCCUGCUGGAGCGAUAUUCGGGCUGAAUUCAGGCAGUCUGACGUGACAGACAUGGAAAGCUAGCUUGCUAGCUAACAUUAGCUAGUUUGCUAAUAAAUGCCGCUAAACAUUAAUGUACCUCUUUGAAUUCAAAUCUCUCAUGAUGGUCAUACAGCAGCAGCUGGUCAGACCGACAUAUUCUCACUCCUAUCUCGUCACAUAUAGGUGUUUGGUCAUGGACUUUCCACGUCCACAUACAACGUGUAAGGUACCCUGGGUGCGUUGGUUGUUGACAUUCUGGGACAAGUUCUCAUCUUUUAAAAUACACUUCUGUUUUCACAGGAAAUUUAACAUUUAAAUACAGUCUCUUUCAACAUAAAUGUAAUACGUCUGUUCAACACCGCAAAUUGAUGUUUUUUUUUUCCCUUUAACAAAAAACACAUGGUUUUUGUUGAGGAAAAAAAGAAAAGGGUUUGGCUUUAUAAUUUUACGAGACAUGAACACUGCUCUCUUGGGUGAAAGUUGGUGUUUGUUGGACCCAUCCACCACCCCUCUGCCCCACUAAACUUGGACUUUCACUGCCUUAAUUUUCAUUUUUGUCCCGCCGGUUGCCAUUAAACUGUAACGGCAACCAGCCGCAUAUCAUGCUGAUGUUAAAGGACAUCUUUUUUUGUUGGUUUCUGACGAAGCAAGUCACUACCCAAGCGCCGGAGUUUGACGACUCUAGAGUGAGACUGUGCUCGUUAGACACUGCAACAGUCAGUGUCUCCUCCACACCGUACUUCUGUGCUUUUGGUUGAGGCUGUGACUUUGCCUGUCAAAGUUCUAAAGUUUACUCCUCGAAAGUGAACACAAGGCAAAUAUUCGCCAGUGUUAAUUUUGCUCAUGCGUGACCGUACUCUAAAUGUGAAAUCGGGUACGUCGUCUGAUUCGUCAAUAGUGAGUUUAUUGUCUCCUUUGAUCUUGAAGGUAUCCUGUGGAAGAUCUCCGUUUGUCCUAAACAUGUUUUCUGUCGUCUCCAGGACAACAAAACACUGUUAGUCUGGAGCCAUGCUUUUUAUCUGCAUGAAAUUUAUGUGACAUUUGCUGAUAGGUCGAUGGCAGUCAACAAGGCGAAUAUCGUCCGAUCCCUAUGUUCAGUCGAUAAAUCGGUGCAUCCCUAAUUUAAGGAAUAUAACAUCUUAAAUGUUAAAGUGUUGGAUUUAUCAAAAAAUAUCAAAACUUAAAUCUUUUCUCGUAAUAUUGUGAUUUUAUUCUUGAAAUAUUACAACUUUUUUCUUAAAAUAUUUUGACUUUAUUCUGUAAAUCUUGUAUUUCCCCUGACAGUGUUCCUGUUACUCCGUCCUCAGCACUAACCUAAGCAAUACAUGGCUGUCCCAGCAGAGAAAGAAGAAGCCCAGUCUCCCUCAGUGGCUCCCUAGAUAUGCAAUAUUUCACUGUUACAUUUUUCAUCAUCAGAGCUGCCUCUAAUCCACAAUCAUGGAGAUAUUGUCCUCUAAAAAUACAUUAAGUUGUAGAAGGAUUUGCGCCGUAUCUCCCUGCACUAUCUGAAGUUUUUUUCUUCCUUUGAGUUUGAAGUCGUCGGCUGUGACACAGAAAUAUUGUAUGCGGUGCUUCUUUAAGAAGAUGGGUGAAAUCACAUCGUGUCCGGGAGCUUUUGAUAAAAGCUGAGUGAUUUAAUGCCAUAUUUUAAAACAUACAUAGCUGCUUUCAAAAUUUAACAUUUUUCUAGCAAAAGGAUAUGAAAAGAUAAAAAAUAUAUGUAUUUUUGAAAUGUAUUUAUUCAAGAAGUACACAAGCAGUAUGUAUGUAUUUUGAAUAACUCCUCAGUGAUUAUUUGCUCUCAUUAUUAUUAUUAUUAUAAUUAUUAUUAUUAUUAUGCGCCCCAUGCCUUUAGAGUUUGUUUUAUACUAAAAUACAUGUUAUCCUCAUUUUAAUUUCAGGUCAUCCGCUCUAAUAUUUACUGCACAGUGUGGGAACGCUUGUCUCCACGUAGCUUUCAGUGCCAGAGCUGUGAGUUUGUUAUUUCGGCGGUGGUUUCUCCGCCUUCAGUUAAUGAAGUUACAGGCAAAGAUAGCUCUCACUGUUAUUCAAGCAACAGCGACUCUGGUGGAGGAGAAAGACCUCCUGCCCAAACUGUGACUCAAAUUUCCUCAACAUGCCUCCUUGUGAAUUGAAUACACUUGAUGUCACUGGCCUUCCUUGCCUCGAGGCGAUCUGUGUGUGUGUGUGUGUGUGUGUGUGUGUGUGUGCGUGUGUGUGUGUGUGUGUGUGUGUGGAAGUCUUUUUCCACCCAAGUCUUUUUUAAACCCAGGGAGCAUGAGAACAAUGGCUGAGUUGUGUUCCUAAUUUCAGUCUACUUGUAUUGUGAGCCACUUUCUGAAAGCAGAUGUGCCUCAAAAGACACAAAAUGUUUUUUGGUGUGAGCAUCAGAAACGAACCUAAUAUAGAUUUUCCGGGGGGGGGCCAGGAUUAUAUUACCGCUCUAAUUGUGCUGUUCUGACUGUUUUUCUUAAAGUUGUUGGGAUUUUUAAGGCACUCCUUGAA
Messenger RNA from Epinephelus fuscoguttatus (brown-marbled grouper), 4925 nucleotides. RefSeq names its product heparan sulfate glucosamine 3-O-sulfotransferase 3A1-like. The transcript has 2 exons. Lineage: Eukaryota; Metazoa; Chordata; Actinopteri; Perciformes; Serranidae. The coding region runs from base 311 to 1474 and encodes 387 amino acids. The record is from RefSeq and is a predicted model, not a curated record. Gene Ontology annotation, molecular function: [heparan sulfate]-glucosamine 3-sulfotransferase activity.